Molecule: messenger RNA, 3042 nt
Organism: Acanthamoeba castellanii str. Neff
Lineage: Eukaryota; Discosea; Longamoebia; Acanthamoebidae
Exons: 13
Coding region: 1-3042 (1013 amino acids)
Biological process (GO): regulation of DNA repair
Cellular component (GO): replication fork
Molecular function (GO): single-stranded DNA binding
Source: RefSeq, a predicted model, not a curated record
AUGCUGUCUACGCAGGACCCUGCCGCAGAGGGGUCGGGCGAGGAGCUGCCCGACGAGAGUGCGAACGUUGCGGUGAUGCACAGAUUAAGCGAGCACGGCAUCGCGCAGCUGUCCCGCACAGCGACAGAUGACUUGAUGACGAUGGAUUCCGACGAUGCAAGUGGUGGCAGCGAGGAGAUUAACCUCACCCUGUGCCUGCUCAGCAUCGAUCGUUCAGAGAAGCUGCUUCAGUUGUCUGACGAGAACGAGGAGCGUGAGGCAGUCGGUGCCGGCCACUAUGCUGACCUCUUUGACGUCACUCUCACCGACGGCACCCUGAAGCGCAAGUGCCUGCUUCACCCGACCCUUAACAACCUGGUCUACGUCGGUCGGCUGAUGCCGGGCCGAGUAGUCAAGGAAUCAUCAUUCUCACCAAGCUCCUGCACCUUGACCUCCAUCGACAUCACGCCAUCGAACACCAUCGCCUUUGCCGAGCAAGCCGUAUCGCGGGAGCGGAGCGCCUCGCCACUGAUCGGCACGCGAGGCUACUACCUGCACGUCAACAACGACACCUGCCUGUACGGGCGCAACUGGGGUCGACUGGAGAACGAGCCAAAGGGAGUGCGAGACCUGGACCUGAACCAAGGGAAAGAGGACGAAGAAGAAGGUGAAAGAAAAGGAGAAGAAGGAGAAGGAGAAGAAGAAGAAGGUGCUCGUCGACGAGAUCAGCAGCGAUGGCACGGGCGGCUGUCCAUAUCGGACGAAGAGCUGGAGCUCCUGGUGGACUUGCCCAUGGACGAGUUCCUACGCGUGGGCAGCCAGGAGACAGAGGCCGAGGCGGAGGAAGACGAACACGGGCGGGGCAACCUGUACACCAUCGCCGAGGUGUUCAGCGAGCACGAGAGCAUGGGCGGCGGCCAGAGAUCCGGAGCUGGCCCUUUCAUCGCCCGAGUUGUACAGAAGUCGAAGGUGAUUCACUACGCCAAGGUUUCGGACAGCAACGCCAAGUACCCCAUGCGCUGCCAGCUCGUCGUUCGGGAUCGUACGGGCAGCGCUACAGUAGUGCUGUGGACCAACAUGUGCGCCUACUACUAUCCGCACUUGGAAAUAGGCGACCUGGUGCUGAUUGGCAAGUACAAGAUCAAGCCAGCCUACCCGCACCCCCACGGUCCUCCCUGGGAGCUCGCACUCAACGCUGGGACUGCCUUUCUAUUCAAGCUCAGCGGUAACUGGCCGCGCAUCCCGCGCAUCAGCUACGACCUUGUCAGGAGCUCGGAGCUGGACAAGGGAGUGGAAGAUGGCGGCGCCUUUGACUAUCUCGGCCGAGUGAUCUUUGCCGGACGACAGGAGCGAUCGCGCAAGGUCUUGGAGUGGGGCAGCGGCGGAGUCAGCCCUCGCGGCUGGUGCCUCUACCCUCCCUCAACUGCGUGGCUGCUGCUGCAGGACGUGUCAUCGUUGGACGCGGGCGGGCAACAGACCUCGGACUCGAACAUGCGCACCCGGGGCCUCCUGGUGAAGCUCUACACGAACUCCCAGGACUUUGCUCGGUUCGAGGACCUGCAGGAGGGUCACGUCGUCCUGCUCACGGAUCUCAAGCUGCUGGUGCUCACCAACGACAACGACGCCGAGGCUGCCGACGACAGCGAGCGACAGGGUCGGCCACCGCCGGUCAGUGCGCGCUCGAUCACCCUCUCUCGAUCUACCAACUUCACGCAGAUUUACAUCUUCGACCAAUCGCCAGUGGCCGCAGGGGACGAUGCCGUUGAGGCUCAGGCGCGCGAUGUCCAAGCCAGAUACCCGCUGUCAAUCUGGCACCGCUCGGUGCAGGAACAGGUGGCUAAGACGCUCCGAUGGAACGCCAUUGCCGACAGCUUCUACGCUAAGCUACUGGACACGACUCGCGCCAUCAACAAACAAUUCUCGCUGUUGCCCGUCUCCACGGUGUUCCUACGGCCAUGGCCGCUGCCGUUCUUCCAGCGAACUCAUCCCCACGUCACCGUGCACACGCUACGCGACGUGGCGACGGUGUCGGCUUCGCUGCACCAGCUCGAGCGAGCGUCGCUGCUCGUCCAGGGCCGCAUCGUCCGACUUCGCUCCUUCUAUCCUCGGCAACACGACACCGCCGACCACACAGCCCAGUUCGACGAGGGCGAAGGCGGUGGUUCGGCGAUCUCCCGCAAGCGCAAGCUCCCUGGCAAGGCGACCCUCGGACCCGAUCGAGAGAUCAAAAAAGCGCCGAAAGCCGGACCCAGCGGUGCGUCGUCCACGACCACGACCGUGACUACACAAGUUGCGGAGGUCGGCGACGGCGACGGCGGCAUGUCGGGCCUGCCGUGCUUCCCCACCACAUCGCUGCCAGCCAGCUUCGACGGCCUGCUGCCCACGGUGGCGCUCUCGAUCGACAUCGAGGGGCUCAACCGGAACGCCACCUGCGACAACGUGGUCCUUGUGGUGCCUCUCGACAUCGAGGCCUCCACUCGCGUGGCCCAGCGCAAGCGCACGGCCCGACGUCCGGGGGCCGGCCACCACCAAACCAAGCGGCCGCGGCUCGACGCAAGCGACGACGAUAAAGGAAAGGAGCAGCAGCAGCAGGAAGAAGACAGCGUGGUCGAUGACGAGGCAGACUCACCGACGUCGUGGAGCGACGACGAGAAGGAGGAGAUUGCCCUGAUGUCGCUGGUGCGCUACCUCGCCCUGCAGUCCCUCGUCACGCCCGACGAACACGCCGAGCUCCGCCAACGACUCGCGCAGGCCGCUACUCGUGGCAACGCCCAUGAGCGACAAGAAUCCACGCAAGCGGGGAAGGAAGAAGACGAAGACGCGGAGGGCAAAGCCGGUGAUGUGGGUGCGCAUGAGGAGAGCAGCGACAGAAGGGGCCACCACGCGGGGUGGCCGGGCGAAGAGGUGCGGCGAUGGCUGGCGCAGGCGGUCGGGCGCGACAAGCGAUUCGUCUUCCUGCUGGAGCUCUAUGCGCGGCCCGGCCAGCUCGUGGAGAAGGUGGCCACCGCGCUCUUCCCGCCGACGGCUCACCCUCCCGCUGCGGCGCAGACCAGGCCCUCGUGA